AUGAAAAAAUCAUGUUCGAACAUAUCUACAAGUACAAAACGAAAGUCAAAACUAGUUACAACCGAAUGUAAAAUUUGUGAAGGUUCAGCUAUAUAUUCGCAUUAUGGUGUUAUAUCAUGUCGUCCAUGUAGAAUGUUUUUCAAACGAAAUGCUCAACAAGGAAAGAAAGUAUUAAAAUGUGAUUUUCAUGGUAAUUGUAAAAUAAAUGUAAAUAAUCGUCAUAUAUGUUCUUAUUGUCGACUUCUUAAAUGUUUUACAAAUGGAAUGAAAACUGAAAUGAUUCGAUCAUAUCAAACAAAAAUGUACAAAACAAAUAAAAAUAUUAAAAAAAUAGUAAAUCAACUAGAAACAUCAUCAACAAAUUUAGUUACAUUAAAUCAAUUUGAACAGGUCACAUUAUUUGAUUAUCAUAUUUAA
This is a messenger RNA of Rotaria sp. Silwood1, 417 nucleotides long. NCBI's taxonomy places the organism in Eukaryota, Metazoa, Rotifera, Eurotatoria, Philodinida, Philodinidae. The record is from the annotation of a GenBank genome assembly.